AUGCACUUCCAACAUAGAAAACAGACUCUAAUCCAGAAAUAUACAGAAAUAAGACAACACAAUCAUCAGCUAGCGAAGAAAAAGAUGAUUGACUCAUUUCUCAACAGAAAACCGACACAUAUCAAAAUGGAUAAACUGCUUCUGAAAGAUCCAGAGGAAGAUGCAGUCACAGACCCAAAUAUAAUUAAAAACAUGGCAGUGAAUCAUUACAAACAAAUCGUAGCCCCAACACCACAAAAACAAAAAAUGGAAGAGUCAAAGUGGAGAACAGAGUAUGCACCAAAACCACAGAUAAAUCCGGCAUG
Molecule: messenger RNA, 305 nt
Organism: Acaulospora morrowiae
Lineage: Eukaryota; Fungi; Glomeromycota; Glomeromycetes; Diversisporales; Acaulosporaceae
Source: the annotation of a GenBank genome assembly